Colletotrichum higginsianum IMI 349063 is the source of this 1581-nucleotide messenger RNA. RefSeq names its product major facilitator superfamily transporter. Gene Ontology annotation, biological process: transmembrane transport. Gene Ontology annotation, molecular function: transmembrane transporter activity. The transcript has 5 exons. The record is from RefSeq and is a predicted model, not a curated record. Gene Ontology annotation, cellular component: membrane. The coding region runs from base 1 to 1581 and encodes 526 amino acids. NCBI's taxonomy places the organism in Eukaryota, Fungi, Ascomycota, Sordariomycetes, Glomerellales, Glomerellaceae.
AUGGUGCUAUCCACCAUCAACGAGAUCACGGUCGAAGCCGACAAGAAAUCUCCCUACAUGGACAUGGAGCCAACCAGCGUCGACCGGAAGUCCGAAUCGGUCGUUUACCAAGACACGCCGACGUCGACGCCGGCGCCGUUGGAAUGGACCGAGGACGAGGAGAAGGCCAUCCGGCGCAAGCUCGACUGGCACACCGUUCCGCUGGUGACGCUCCUGUAUCUCCUUUGCUUCCUCGACCGAGCCAACAUCGGCAACGCCAGGAUCCAGGGCAUGGCCGUCGACAUCGACCUCGGCGGCUACCGCUUCAACUGGGCCCUCUCCGUCUUCUACAUCGUCUACCUCCUCGUCGAGGUCCCCAGCAACAUCGUCCUCAAGCGCGUCGGGCCCCGGUUCUACCUCCCCGCCCUCGUCGUCGGCUUCGGCCUCGUCUCCCUCUGCACCGCCUUCGUCACCUCCUUCCCGGGCCUCCUCGUCGCGCGCGCCGUCCUCGGCAUCUUCGAGGGCGGCGCCAUGCCGGGCUUCUCCUACUUCCUCAGCAGCUUCUACAAGCGGGAGGAGCUGCUCUUCCGGCUGGGCAUCUUCAUCUCGGCCGCCUCCGUCGCGGGCGCCUUUGGCGGCCUCCUCGCCGCGGGGCUCUCCCGGAUCCCGCCGUGGGGGGUCGACGGCGCGACCAUCCACACGUGGCGCAACAUCUUCUUCUUCGAGGGCCUCGUCACCGUCCUCGUCGGCGGCCUCGCGCCCCUCUGGAUGCCCACGGACCCGGCCACGGCCUACUUCCUCGACGGCCGCGAGCGCGCCAUCGCCGUCGAGCGGCUGCGGCGCCACCAGCAGCAGUCGUCACGGGAACACGCCGGGGACGACAAGGUGAAGCUGGGCGACGUCCGGCGGGCGGUGCUGUGCGUCCACAACUACACGUGCGCGCUCGGCUUCUUCCUCGUCAACAUCACCGUCCAGGGCCUGUCCGUCUUCAUGCCGACCAUCCUGGCGGACCUCGGCUGGACGGCGACCCAGGCGCAGCUGUACUCGGUGCCGCCGUACGUCGUGGCCGCGCUGACGGCCGUCGCCAUCGCGUGGUGCAGCGACAGGACGCGCCAGCGCGGCGUCUUCCUGGCCGUCUUCGCGCUCGUCGCCGCCGUCGGGUUCGCCAUCCUGAGGUUCGAGGCGCGCGCAAACAUCCGGUACAUGGCGGUGUACUUUGUGACGGCGGGCGCUUUUCCCGGCGGUCCAGGAUUCCUGAGCUGGGCGAUGAACAGUAAUGCUUCCUCACUCUGGAUCGUUCACUUGAGCCCCUCCGUUCGUGCGGUAACGAGCGGAUAUGUCGUGUCCAUCGGCACCAUAGGCGGCAUCGUUGCAACAUGGACCUACACGUUCAAGGACGCCCCAAAGUACUUUACCGGGCACACCAUCAACCUUGUCGGCCAGAGCUUAACCGUCCUGCUCGCCCUCUUUGGAAUAGCGUACUGUCUCUACGAGAACAAAGCCAGAGCUGCUGGGAAGAGAGACCACAGACUGGAGGGCCUGACGGAAGACGAGCAGGGCCGGCUGGGCUACAGACACCCUUCGUUCCGGUACAUGACGUAG